AAGACUGCUGUACCUUUAAACAAAUUUAAUACAUUUAUGUGGGGAAAAAAGACAAACUCAAGACCCCAUCAAGAGUAAAGCACAGAAGAACAACUAACUAAAUACACGGAUGUCCCAUAUUUUUUGGUGUCAUUAACUCUCGGAUAUAUCAGCCUUUAGGCUCAUGAAUGUUUUAUUUGUUCUUUCAUAGGUCUUCCCGAGAGAUAACCAAUUGGAUACUGAACAAACAAACAAAAAGAGUAAUCAGACUCCACUGACCUGUUUAACCUUGAUUGUGAAGGAUGAAAAGCAGCAGCCGCUUUCUGCGGAACAGGGCUUCUGGUGGCACUUGCUUCUUUCCUUUUGGAUUACAUUGGCAUAAAGACAUCAAGAUAUUGAACUGAUAAUGUUGUGAGUUUAUACAUGCCAGGCUGUGUUCCAUCACUUUUUGAAGCAGUCUCGUUGCUUAGGUCCAGAUUCAUUCCACCUGUCCUCAAGGCACACGAGUUGGGAAUGCAGUCAUCCCGAGCACACUGAAGAGCAGCUUUGGUAAUGAUCUGCUGACAUGGCUGAACAAAGGCAACGUGCUUUGUCAACAUCAGGGGAAGCAUUAUAUGAAAUCCUGGCCCUAGAGAAGGGAGCAACGCAUGAUGAGAUUAAGAAGUCCUACAGAAAACUGGCUCUGAAAUAUCAUCCUGACAAGAAUCCAGACAAUCCAGAGGCUGCAGAAAAAUUUAAAGAGAUCAACAAUGCGCAUGCAACACUGACUGAUCUGUCCAAGCGAAACAUAUAUGACAAGUAUGGAUCAUUAGGGCUCUAUGUGGCAGAACAGUUUGGUGAGGAAAAUGUUAACACCUACUUCAUGCUCUCAAGCUGGUGGGCAAAGGGCCUGUUUGCAGUCUGUGGUCUGCUGACGGGCUGCUACCUCUGCUGCUGCCUCUGCUGCUGCUUCAACUGCUGCUGCGGAAAGUGUAAACCCAAAGCACCUGAAGGGGAUGAGCAUGAGUUUUGUGUGUCUCCAGAAGAUUUGGAAGAGCAAAUUAAGAAUGACAUGGAAAGAGAUGGAGAAACUCCUAUCGUGCUUCAGCCGACUAACGCAACUGAGAAGACACAGCUAAUAGGGGACAGCCACCGGAGCUAUCACACAGACUCCUAAAGCAGGCAAACAUGACCCAUUGGUGCUUCCCACUGAGCGUCACAGAGAGAAAAAACGUACGAUAAGUUCUGCAGCCUAUAUUCGUAGUUGUCUUUAAGCUAAUGAAGAGUAACCUCAGAGUAAUUUCCUAUCAAGGCAGAAUCUCCCUCUAGCCCACUUCCAGUAGGUUGAUACCUACACCCUGCACAGGGAUACUUAUGGUCAGUAUAGGGCUCUACAGAUCAGCAUGCUGGUCUCUCACAGCUUCAAACUGCCGGGCUCGGCACAGUCUUUCCCUCUAAUAAUACGCUGUAUGGUAUAGUUGCUCUCCUUCCUGCCCUCAGCUGGGGUUUCACCUCGCAGACACAGUCCUGAGUCCCUUUUCAGACACACCGGCUCCAUCUCUCCAUAUCCUGGGAACACUCCUCACAUGGAACAGUUUUGCUAGAUGUGAAACAUUCCUGUGAGGGAGCCCUGGAAAUGCUCUUUAGCAGACCUCAGAGGGAAUGUCAGCGGCAAGGCAGACAGGGCUGUCAUGCCCAGAAGAAAAUGCUCUUUAGAAAGAAGCUAACAGCUUGCUGAGCCCAACCCUGGCAAUUAUAAACCUCAGCCUGGACGAGGUGCUCAGGGAUCGUUCUGCUGGUGGUUACAACACAGGUCACUCCAAAUCCAGGAGCCUCAUCCAGCACCUAAGCACAUGUAGGCUCUGUGUCCUCCUCUGCACAAGCUGCAAACCCAGGAGAUGGUGGGCAAACACCUCGUGAAGGGGGAGGCUGGCCCUGCUCUGCCCCAGAGCCUCUCCCCUCUCCCUGUAGCUGGUGACAGCACCGUGGCAAAGAUCCCCCAUUCCAUGGACGGGCCUGCCGCCUGUGCGGGGCGGCCCCGGCUUCUCCGUCUGCAGCUGCAAUGUGCUGGAAAUUGGUCCCCAGCCAGCAGCUUUCUACCGGCUUGCUUACUGCACCGUGCCCCUGGCUGUCAGCCCCGCUGUCCUGCUGGCACUGGGCUGGGAGCCAUCAUGCCAGCGCUGGCACCGGGGCUGCGGGACCAGCAAGGACUUGGCAAGACAGGCAAGCAGCAGAGGAGAGACCGUCCUCCUCAUCGCCCAGCUCAUCGGGGUGAGCCUGGGUCCUCCCCUCUGCCCCAGCCACAAGGGCUUUAAGAGCACACAGCGUGCUUUUGAGUAAAGAGGUAGGGAUGAGAUGUACGUUCAGGUGUACCACUGCACAAAUCAGUGGAGAUAAGUGUGGUGUGGCUAAAGUAAGCACAAAGAAAUUAGGCCUCUAAUUUGUAAGAGCUAAAGAAAUACCUCUGAGAUCUUAAACUUAGCAUUUCACUGGUUUGACAUAGUAGUUUAAGCCUUAGACAGCUGAAUUUCUCUUUAUUGAUCAUGUUACAUCAAUCAUUGUCAGUUCUGUGCAUUUGCUAUUUUUCCUCCUCUAAUCACAGUGCUGUGGUCCAAAGGGGGACAUAAUGUACCACUAAAUUAUAUAGACCAGUGAAUAUAUAGCUAGUCAAAAGUGUUAUUCCCUUCCUUAAAAUUGGAUUCUGUGGUUGUGAAACAUUAUUGUCUUCCUUCUAUUCUCACCUUUCACAUCAAAUGUCAUUCAGUGGCAGCUUAAUAUAUGGGAAAAGAGUGUGUUUCAUCCCACUAGCUGUAACUCCAAAGGCAAGAAAUAGUACUAUUAACAUUUCUUUAAAGUCCCCAUAGCACAUGGACAUUUUAAAAGCCAUUAAUUCCAGUUCAGGUUAUAUAUCUGUUCUCCAGGUGCAGGCACCGGGGCCAGCUAAUGCUCCCAUUGCCCUCAGAAAUACCCCUGUUUUUCUGCUCCUGAGAAGAGGGGAAGUCCUGGCAUGGCUGGGGCUGUGCACAGGCACUUGCUCCUCUCCUACCCGUGAGCUCCUCUUUGUCCUCAGUUGCAUGUUGCAAAUAGUUUUGGAGGCCACUCAUAUGUGGGUAAACCCAGACUGCCGUCCUGCCUGCCCAGCAGUGCUGGAGGGAUGUGCCCAUCCAUCCUGGUGGUCCCAGGGGAGGGGGGGGUUGUGACACCAUCCUGCCGCUGAGGAGACAUGACCCCAGAAGGCACGUUCCCAGCAGUAGCCGAGUGGCUGGAUCAGACAGCACAUGCAUUGGGGUGCUGGUGCUGCGAGACAGGCAGGGUGCAGCCACUGGGUACGUGCUGGGGUACGCCAGCACCCACUCACUCCACUCACACACAUGCAUCUUUUGGCUUUCUUCACUAUUCCCCUUUGCACAGUGUUUGCUCUGGUGUAAGAUGUUAUCACCAAACGAAGGAGUAGGGAGAGCACAUAGUAUGUAAUAAAUCUGCAGGUGAAGUGAUUUCCUAAGUUUCACUGCCUGGGAGAGAAAUUCGCUGUGAAAGUGUAGUGACUAUGUAGUUUCCAGCAGAGAGUUGGGAAAAGCCUCAGGAGAAAUGUCUAGUGUAAAGCUACAUGUUAUAUGUAGAACCUGAGUCCAGGGGAGGGCCACGAAUAUGAUCAGAGGGCUGGAGCACCUCUCCUGUGAGGACAGGCUGAGACAGUUGGGAUUGUUCAGCCUGGAGAAGAGAAGGCUCCAGGGAGACCUUAUAGCAGCCUUCCAGUACCUGAAGGGGCCUACAGGAAAGCUGGAGAGGGACUGUUUACAAGGGCAAGUAGUGACAGGACAAGGGGUAAUGGGUUUAAACUAAAAGAGGGUCGAUUUAGAUUAGAUGUAAGGAAGAAAUUCUUCCCUGUGAGAGUGGUGAGGCACUGGAACAGGUUGCCUAUAGAAGCUGUGGAUGCCCCUCCCUGGAAGUGUUCAAGGCCAGGUUGGAUGGGGCUUUGGGCAACCUGGUCCAGUGGAGGGUGUCCCUGCCCAUGGCAGGUGAUCUUUAAGAUCCCUUCCACCUCAAACUGUUCUAUGAUUCUAUGAUUCUAUGAAUCCUUUCCUGUGUGAAAUCCCUCCUUCUGCUCCCAUGGAAGUCACUGAGAAUUGCACCCUUGAUUUCAACAGCAGCUACAGGGCAGGCCUAAAGCCAGGGAGGGAAAGGUAAAUCCUAGAAUAGCAAAAGGAAAUGGAGAAUUUUUUCACAUGCACCACCUUCGAUGUCCCUCAGGACCCCACUCUUUGGCCAGAGCCAAAGUUUACUGAAAUCAAGGAAAUUAUCUCCAUGGGCUUGAGACGUACCGCAAGUCAUGUGCUUCUUACUCGCUCUUUCUAAAGCGAAUCUAGAAAUAUUUUUCUUGGGAAAGAUUUAUGACUCGAUCUUGCAAUGUGAUGCAAAGAUGGACAAACUGCUGCAUGUUUGCAAAGCCCUUUUACAGACAUGGGGAUCUGUACAGAAGAGCCACAAGGUAUUAUCUCAGUUAGCCAAAAACCUCAGAACAAACCAGUGACCAAGCUUCUGAGUGGGUUCUCCAGGAUUUGCAGCUUAAAAAUCUGAGUGUCUGAACCCAUGGUUUAAUUUCAAAGAGAAAACUUAGUUUUCAGAGUACCAGGGCAUUUGCCUCUCUCACUGCUGUCAGGACCAGCAAUUCUGAGGACAUAUGGAGAAAGGAUGAAUAAGGAUUUCAGGACUUAGCUCUUCGAUGCAAUCUUACUCAUUUGUUAGCUUUUCAGAAAAGUUCCUUACAUUAACAUGGGUAUGCUCACAUGAUCUGUUUCUGUGUAAAGUUCAGUUGCACAUUCAUUAAUCCUCUUAAAAUGUACAGAUCCUCACAUUUUUGUUCUGUUUUGCUGCAUUUAUUUAUAUGUAAAGUACUAUACAUUAAAAUCUACCUUUGCUGUCAGCCAACCACUCUGACUAAUAAAGGUUGUAUGUA
Messenger RNA from Grus americana (Whooping crane), 4915 nucleotides. RefSeq names its product DnaJ heat shock protein family (Hsp40) member C5 beta (gene DNAJC5B). NCBI's taxonomy places the organism in Eukaryota, Metazoa, Chordata, Aves, Gruiformes, Gruidae. The record is from RefSeq and is a predicted model, not a curated record. Bases 545 to 1135 code for a protein of 196 amino acids. The transcript is spliced from 6 exons.